Molecule: messenger RNA, 795 nt
Organism: Rhincodon typus (whale shark)
Lineage: Eukaryota; Metazoa; Chordata; Chondrichthyes; Orectolobiformes; Rhincodontidae
Gene: iftap
Product: intraflagellar transport associated protein
Exons: 6
Coding region: 1-780 (259 amino acids)
Source: RefSeq, a predicted model, not a curated record
AUGGGAGCUCAAGCUGCCAUUGCUGUGGCCAUUGAUGUUCCAAGGGAUUCCCAGUGUGCCAUGGCAGUCCAUCGAUUUGCUCUUCAAUGGAUCGAUAGGAUUUCUGAGAAAAUGCUCCGUGGAAGUGACAGUGGCUUCAGAUGUGGGGGCAGCCAACAGCAAAUAGCUACAGAGAACAGUGAAACCAAGGUCAAAGAGAAACCAAGCUACAGUGAAACCAAGGUCAAAGAGAAACCAAGCUACAGAGAAACCAAGGUCAAAGAGAAACCAAGCUACAGAGAAACCAAGGUCAAAGAGAAACCAAGCUACAGAGAAACCAAGGUCAAAGAGGUCACAAAUGUUCAAGAGGAGAGAGUUACAACCAGUCUGAGGGAUGUGUAUGGAAAAGAGGACUUGAAGAAACAAAAGACAUCAUCUCCUGAAGUUGACAGCAUAGCAGAUGAUGAAUACAAACUAACUCAGAGGGUAUUGUUGGAAAAUUCAGUCCAGAUUGAAGGAGAGCUGCCCAAGGAUGACAAGAAGGUAGAACAUUACAUUGACAUUGAGCAAAGGGACAACAAAAAACAAACUGAAUACCAAAGCAAUACUGGCCUAGAAGUACUCCCUGGGGAAAUAAUAGAGGAGACUGCUGCAAAUUAUACUCAUUAUGAAAGUAAACACACAUCACUUAACUUCAAAGUGAAUCCAAAUGUUGAAGAGUAUAAUGAAAAAUCAUACGACCAGCUAUACUUGAAUUGCAACCCAGUGAGUUCACAACUUUCUUCAAAAGAAAUCUGUUAAAAGGAAUGUUAUAUG